AUGGACGUGGUUUCUUUUGAAAAUGUUCUCGCCUCCCUCCCUGAAGAGCUCUCAAGGGUAAAGAACCGUACAAUAGGAUCGGGAUCUGGUCCCAGAGAUCAGCCCAUAACACUGGUCCCGGGAUCUGGUCCCAGAGAUCAGCCCAUAACACUGGUCCCGGGAUCUGGUCCCAGAGAUCAGCCCAUAACACUGGUCCCGGGAGCUGGUCACAGAGAUCAGCCCAUUACACUGAUACCCGAAUCUGGUCCCAGAGAUCAGUCCAUAACACUGAUACCCGGAUCUGGUCCAAGAGAUCAAUCCAUAACACUGGUCCCUGGAUCUGGUCCCAUAGAUCAGUCCAUAACACUGCUCCCUGGAUCUGGUCCCAUAGAUCAGUCCAUAACACUGGUCCCGGGAUCUGGUCACAGGGAUCAGCCCAUAACACUGGUCCCGGGAUCUAGUCACAGAGAUCAGCCCAUUACACUGAUACCCGAAUCUGGUCCCAGAGAUCAGUCCAUAACACUGGUCCCGGGAUCUGGUCAAAGAGAUCAGUCCAUAACACUGGUCCCGGGAUCUGGUCCCAUGGAUCACUCCAUAACACUGGUCCCGGGAUCUGGUCAAAGAUAUCAGUCCAUAACACUGGUCCCGGGAUCUGGUCCCAUGGAUCAGUCCAUAACACUGGUCCCCGGAUCUGGUCCAAGAGAUCAGUCCAUUACACUGGUCCCGGGAUCUGGUCCAAGAGAUCAGUCCAUAACACUGGUCCCGGGAUCUGGUCCAAGAGAUCAGUCCAUUACACUGGUCCCGGGAUCUGGUCCCAUAGAUCAGUCCAUAACACUGGUCCCGGGAUCUGGUCCAAGAGAUCAGUCCAUUACACUGGUCCCGGGAUCUGGUCCAAGAGAUCAGUCCAUUACACUGGUCCCCGGAUCUGGUCCAAGAGAUCAGUCCAUUACACUGGUCACUGGAUCUGGUCCCAUAGAUCAGUCCAUAACACUGGUCCCGGGAUCUGGUCCAAGAGAUCAGUCCAUUACACUGGUCCCGGGAUCUGGUCCAAGAGAUCAGUCCAUAACACUGGUCCCGGGAUCUGGUCCAAGAGAUCACUCCAUAACACUGGUCACGGGAUCUGGUCAAAGAUAUCAGUCCAUAACACUGGUCCCGGGAUCUGGUCCCAUAGAUCAGUCCAUAACACUAGUCCCGGGAUCUGGUCAAAGAGAUCAGUCCAUAACACUGGUCCCGGGAUCUGGUCCAAGAGAUCAGUCCAUUACACUGAUACCCGAAUCUGGUCCCAUGGAUCAGUCCAUAACACUGAUACCCGGAUCUGGUCCCAGGGAUCAGUCCAUUACCCUGAUACCCGAAUCUGGUCCCAUGGAUCAGUCCAUAACACCGAUACCCGGAUCUGGUCCAAUGGAUCAGUCCAUUACACUGAUAUCCGAAUCUGGUCCCAGAGAUCAGUCAAUUACACUGAUACCCGAAUCUGGUCCCAUGGGUCAGUCCAUUACACUGAUAUCCGAAUCUGGUCCCAGAGAUCAGUCAAUUACACUGAUACCCGAAUCUGGUCCCAUGGAUCAGUCCAUAACACUGAUACCCGGAUCUGGUCCCAGGGAUCAUUCCAUUACACUGAUACCCGAAUCUGGUCCCAGAUAUCAGUCCAUUACACUGAUACCCGGAUCUGGUCCCAGGGAUCAGUCCAUAACACUAGUCCCCGGAUCUGGUCCCAGAGAUCAAUCCAUUACACUGAUACCCGGAUCUGGUCACAGAGAUCAGUCCAUAAUACUGGUCCCCGGAUCUGGUCCCAGAGAUCUGUCCAUAACACUGGUCCCGGGAUCUGAUCCCAGAGAUCAGCCCAUAACACUAGUCCCCGGAUCUGGUCCCAGAGAUCAAUCCAUUACUCUAAUACCCGGAUCUGGUCACAGAGAUCAGUCCAUAACACUGGUCCCCGGAUCUGGUCACAGAGAUCAGUCCAUUACACUGGUCCCCGUUUCUGGUCCCAGAGAUCAGCCCAUAACACUGGUCCCCGGAUCUGGCUCCAGGGAUCAGUCCAUAACACUUGUCCCCGGAUCUGGCUCCAGAGAUCAGUCUAUAACACCCCAGUCUCCAGAUCUGGCUCCAGGGAUCAGUAUAUAA
This is a messenger RNA of Mya arenaria, 2100 nucleotides long. Its product is annotated as decreased expression in renal and prostate cancer protein-like. Lineage: Eukaryota; Metazoa; Mollusca; Bivalvia; Myida; Myidae. The coding region runs from base 1 to 2100 and encodes 699 amino acids. The transcript has 2 exons. The record is from RefSeq and is a predicted model, not a curated record.